CCCUGACCAUGAACCCGGACUCGGACUCCGGACCCUGACCUCAAACCCAGACCCAGAUAUGAACUCAAACGCAGACUCGGACCAUGGACCCUAAACUCGGAUCCAAACCCAGGACCCUAAACCCCGAACCCAGACCUGGACUUAGACCCCAAAACUAGACUCUGGACCCCGAAAUCGGACUGCGUCCCAGACUCCAGACUAGAAUAGCGACCCGAAUAUAGGACCUCGACCCAGACAUAAACUGGCACCCAAACCCCAGACAUCGGGUUUCUGUCUGAGUUUCCGGUCUGGGUUUAGGAUCUUGGUCCGGGACAUGUUCUAGGUUCGGGGUCUAGGUCCAAGUCCGAGUCUAAGUCGUGGUUGGGGUUGGGGUCAAAUUUAUUGUAAAGAAUUUAUAAUUUUACACAGCCUAUUAGUACAAGUCAAUAUCAAACUUAGUAUUGUAUUAAAUAAUACUAAUAUAAUACAAUUCAACACAAUACUAUACUAUAUACUAAUAUAUCAUGAUGUACCAAAUGAACCCUAAGAGAGUUAUAUUUAUACUCCCAUUAAAAUUAUAUGUAUACCUCAGUAUUUUUAAAAAUUAACUUAGAUUAAUUUUAAAGAAUUACUCUUAUUUUUCUCCACAUUAUUUUGUACUAAAUUCAAUUAUUAUUUUAAUUUAAUUUUCAUGUUUUUUUUAAAAAUAUUUAGAAUUAUUUUUAUUUAUUUAAUAAAAUUUAUAUAAUUUUUAUUUUAAAUUUUUUUCCUUAAUAUUUAAAAUAUAUUUAUUUAUUUUAUAUAUAUUAAGAAUAUAAGAAGAAAAAAAAUAAGAGAAAAUAAUAUAAAUUAAAGAUAUAGUUUCUAUAUAAAAUAAAAAUUAAUAAAUAAAAUCAUUUUGGGUGCAAAUAAAACUCUCCUAAUUAAUAUUAAAAUUUUAAUAUUUACUAAUAAAUACCUAAUAUUUUAAUAUUGAAAUUAUUUCAUCAUAUUUAAUUUUAUAUUAGACUUUUAUCAUAUUUAAUUUGUAUAUAAUUGAUAAAUAAAAAUAUAUUAGAAUAUCAAGAUUUUUUACAUUGUCAUGCAUUUAGGUAGCAUCUCUUCUCUACUAUUUAAAUUAUAUUACCAAAAUUCUGAUUUUAUUUCUUUUACAAUAAAUUUUUAUAUACCAUUCAUAAACUUUCCUAUUUCUUUCAUUAUAUUCUAUAUUUUAAUAUAAAUUUUUCAUUUUUAAUAUGAAAUGUUAAGAGAUUUUUACACCUCAUGUCAAAAUUGACAUGUUUUUUUACAUUUUUAUCAAUACACGGUUUUUUAAACUUUUUAACUUUUACAUUUUUCAAUUUUACUUUUCAAAAAGUUUCAUAAUUACAAUUUUACCUUUUCCCUUCUUCCUUACACACGUACACGCACGCCACCUCAUAACUCCUUUUUUAUUUUAUUUUUUUGAAUUUUUCAUUUAUCUGAUUCUUCCACUCUUCAAACCGAGCUUCCCACGAUCACCAUUCUCAAGCCCUAACCCAUUUCUUCUUCCCACGAUCACCUUCUCCAAGCCCUCACCCACGUUUUCCUUAACCUACAUUGUCAUCCUCCACUAUCUUUUUUCUAUAUAAAUGGCAACCACUAGAAGUGGUUCGAAAUCACCAUCUCCGGCGAAGAAACUUUCUAAAAAAUCGAAGAAGCCUCCAACUGUUACUUCCAAAGUCGAAGCUAAGAUGGGGUUAAAAAAAAUUGCUAAAAAUUUAGUGGGUGAUGUUCCAGAGACAUCGGGCACUAAGAAAAGAGCCCUUCCAGUUAAGGCCGAUGCUCAUAAGCCUAAGAGAGCAAAAAUUUCCAAGUCUGCACGCGAUGUUUCCUCAGAUUCUGAUUUUGAGGAUGAAGUGCAUGCUGAGGACCAAAAGCCUAAAGUUAAAUCGAAGGUAAUUUAAAAUUGCUUGGUUUCAUUUUAUUGUGUUAAUUUUUACAUGAGCUUUUUAGGUCACUGAUUUAGGUGUUUAUUAGGAUGUUUUUAUGUUUUUUUGUUGUUCUUUAUGUAUUUCUGUCAUGUAUUGUGGUUGAUGUUAUUUUGUUGUUUUUAUUGAGUUGUUGUUUGGUUGUUGAAAAAUUGCCCAGUUCAAUUCGUAUUUUCUUACAGUUUUGAAUUGCUUUUCCCCAUUGGUUGUUUAUAUGUUUAUUGUGAAUUUGUUUUCGGUUGUUUUACACAAUAUUAGUAUUGAGAAGCAUUUUACUAAUUUCAAUUGCAACAAGAUCUUUCAGUGUUGUUUAUUCUUUAGUUUUGUAUAUGUUUAUUGUGAGUUUUUUCUCGGUUGUUUGUCACACUACUAUUAUCGACUACCAUUUUCGAAAUUUCAUAACAACGAGCUUGUACAGUGUUGUUAAUAUUUUAGUUGUUUUUUCUGUUUAUUGUUAGUAUUUGUUUUUUUUUUAUAAGUUGUGACACUGUUGUUACUGUAUUUUUUUGAAAGUUGUUUAUCUCUUACAUUUAUCAUACUGUAAGGGUUUCAUAAACGUUGUUUUUAGGUUUUUUAUUGGUUGUAUUUUGGUUACUACAUUUUUAUAUCUUCAUUGUUAUUGUAUCUAAGAUUUGUUGCUUAUGUUUUACUUUGUAUUUCUUUUUUUUUUGCAGGUCCAUGCUAGGACCUCAGAGAAGGUUGAAGGAUUUGACUUACCAAAGAAAAAUCCCCCUAAGGUGUCCUUUUUUUUAAAAAAAAUUAUUUUUAUUAUUUGUUUUCUGUUUUUGUUUUAGUUUUUUUUGUUUUUGUCCUGAUUUAUUUUGU
This is a messenger RNA of Cannabis sativa, 2753 nucleotides long. RefSeq lists its product as uncharacterized. The transcript is spliced from 2 exons. NCBI's taxonomy places the organism in Eukaryota, Viridiplantae, Streptophyta, Magnoliopsida, Rosales, Cannabaceae. The record is from RefSeq and is a predicted model, not a curated record. The coding region runs from base 1590 to 1904 and encodes 104 amino acids.